Messenger RNA from Acanthopagrus latus (yellowfin seabream), 1949 nucleotides. RefSeq names its product histone-binding protein RBBP4. Gene Ontology annotation, cellular component: NuRD complex; ESC/E(Z) complex; nucleus. Gene Ontology annotation, biological process: regulation of gene expression. Gene Ontology annotation, molecular function: histone binding. NCBI's taxonomy places the organism in Eukaryota, Metazoa, Chordata, Actinopteri, Spariformes, Sparidae. The transcript is spliced from 11 exons. The coding region runs from base 143 to 1420 and encodes 425 amino acids. The record is from RefSeq and is a predicted model, not a curated record.
ACAUCCUGUCUGUUUUGGUGCGAUCUGAUUGGCUGACGGUGCUCACGGAGUUGGCGCCGCCGCGAGCCCCCGUGUUGUCUUCAGAACGCUGUCCAGAAGAAUUGCUCGUAUUUGCCGCUAUUAGCGAUUCAAUUGCGACACAAUGGCUGAUAAAGAAGCUGCGUUCGAUGAUGCUGUGGAGGAGAGGGUGAUCAAUGAGGAGUACAAGAUCUGGAAGAAGAACACCCCUUUCCUCUACGACCUGGUCAUGACUCACGCACUUGAGUGGCCCAGCCUGACCGCCCAGUGGCUGCCUGAUGUCACAAGGCCAGAAGGGAAAGACUACAGUGUGCACAGACUCGUCCUGGGGACACAUACUUCUGAUGAGCAGAAUCACCUUGUGAUCGCUAGUGUUCAGCUCCCGAAUGAUGACGCCCAGUUUGAUGCCUCACACUACGACAGUGAGAAAGGAGAGUUUGGAGGCUUUGGGUCUGUAAGUGGCAAAAUAGAGAUUGAGAUCAAGAUCAACCAUGAAGGAGAAGUGAACAGGGCCCGCUACAUGCCUCAGAAUCCUUGCAUCAUUGCCACCAAGACCCCCACCAGCGAUGUGCUGGUCUUCGAUUACACAAAGCACCCCUCCAAACCUGUAGACCCAUCGGGAGAAUGCACCCCAGAUCUGCGUUUGAGAGGUCACCAGAAGGAGGGAUAUGGCCUCUCCUGGAAUGCAAAUCUCAGCGGCUGCCUGCUCAGUGCUUCUGAUGAUCAUACAAUCUGCAUGUGGGACAUCAGCGCAGCCCCUAAGGAAGGAAAGAUUGUGGAUGCCAAGACCAUCUUCACAGGCCACACUGCUGUGGUGGAGGAUGUUUCUUGGCACCUGCUCCAUGAGUCGCUCUUUGGCUCUGUGGCUGAUGACCAGAAACUCAUGAUCUGGGACACGCGGUCCAACAACACCUCCAAGCCCAGCCAUGCAGUGGAGGCCCACACAGCUGAGGUCAACUGCUUGUCCUUUAAUCCAUACAGCGAGUUCAUCCUGGCCAGCGGCUCUGCAGACAAGACGGUUGCUCUCUGGGACCUGAGGAACUUGAAGCUGAAGCUGCACUCGUUUGAGUCUCACAAGGACGAGAUCUUCCAGGUUCAGUGGUCACCUCACAACGAAACCAUCUUGGCCUCCAGCGGCACUGACAGGAGGCUCAACGUCUGGGACCUCAGCAAGAUCGGAGAGGAGCAGUCACCAGAGGAUGCUGAGGACGGUCCUCCUGAGCUGCUGUUCAUCCACGGCGGACACACAGCAAAGAUCUCAGACUUCUCUUGGAACCCCAACGAGCCGUGGGUCAUCUGCUCUGUAUCAGAGGACAACAUCAUGCAAGUCUGGCAGAUGGCUGAAAAUAUCUACAACGACGAGGACCCAGAAGGAGCUGCAGAUUCAGAACUCCAGGCAUGAGUCGUGUCUCCAAGUGUCUUCGUUUGACCUGUUUGUUCAAAAUGGAUCCAUUUUCCAGUGCCGGGCGCAUCAGCAGCGAUGUCUUUUCAAAACACAGUUUGGGCAUCAGUGAUUUUGUAGAACAUUUUAAGAACAAAACGCUGCAUUGUCGUCGUGAAGUAUUUAUAUGAAGUCUGUAUCAGUCAGUUUUAUAGAUCUUGUAAGGUUUUCUAACUCCCUAAACUCAAAUCCCUCCACUCAGCUCAAAUCAGCCGGCUCGCGAUGAUCUCAGAUGUGUUCGUCAACUUUCAAGUUUGCUUUUCGAUGGUUUGACUUUCCUUCUGAUUAGUUAUGCUGAAAACAUUUCCACAGGGAUCCAUCUUUGAUAAAACAAUUGUACAUACCUUAGGUUUAUCUUUGCUCACUUUUGUAGUUUUCUGAAUGUGUGUCCUGUCACUUGUACGUGUUCUCUGUCCUCUGCUGUCUGGGCUGUAUCUGAUCUUUUGUGUUCUUAAAUAAAUUCGUAUUUCUUUUUUUUUUUUACAGUAAA